Messenger RNA from Grammomys surdaster, 2372 nucleotides. RefSeq names its product SMU1 DNA replication regulator and spliceosomal factor (gene Smu1). Gene Ontology annotation, biological process: mRNA splicing, via spliceosome. The coding region runs from base 67 to 1608 and encodes 513 amino acids. Gene Ontology annotation, cellular component: precatalytic spliceosome. Gene Ontology annotation, molecular function: protein binding. The transcript is spliced from 12 exons. Lineage: Eukaryota; Metazoa; Chordata; Mammalia; Rodentia; Muridae. The record is from RefSeq and is a predicted model, not a curated record.
AGUGUCGCGCGGUGUUGUGCGACCGGCUCUGUGCUGAGUGGGGCCUGGACUCGAAGCGUUACCGCUAUGUCGAUCGAAAUCGAGUCUUCCGAUGUGAUUCGUUUAAUCAUGCAAUACUUGAAGGAGAACAGUUUACAUCGGGCGCUGGCCACCUUACAGGAGGAAACUACUGUCUCUCUGAAUACUGUGGACAGCAUUGAAAGUUUCGUGGCUGAUAUUAACAGUGGCCAUUGGGAUACUGUUUUACAGGCUAUACAGUCUCUGAAAUUGCCAGACAAAACCCUUAUUGAUCUCUAUGAACAGGUUGUUUUGGAAUUAAUAGAGCUUCGUGAAUUGGGUGCUGCCAGGUCACUUCUGAGACAGACCGACCCCAUGAUUAUGUUAAAGCAAACCCAACCAGAACGUUAUAUUCAUCUGGAAAACCUCUUAGCCAGAUCUUACUUUGAUCCUCGUGAGGCAUAUCCAGAUGGAAGUAGCAAAGAGAAAAGGAGAGCAGCGAUUGCCCAGGCUUUAGCUGGGGAAGUCAGCGUGGUGCCACCUUCCCGUCUCAUGGCCUUGCUGGGACAGGCAUUGAAGUGGCAGCAGCACCAGGGAUUGCUUCCUCCUGGGAUGACUAUAGAUUUGUUUCGAGGCAAGGCAGCUGUCAAAGAUGUGGAAGAAGAGAAGUUUCCAACACAGCUGAGCAGGCAUAUUAAGUUUGGACAGAAAUCCCACGUGGAGUGUGCGCGGUUCUCUCCAGAUGGUCAGUAUCUAGUCACUGGCUCUGUCGAUGGAUUUAUUGAGGUGUGGAACUUCACUACUGGGAAAAUCAGGAAGGAUCUUAAGUACCAAGCCCAGGAUAACUUCAUGAUGAUGGAUGACGCUGUCCUCUGCAUGUGCUUCAGCAGAGACACUGAAAUGUUAGCAACUGGGGCCCAGGAUGGAAAGAUCAAGGUUUGGAAGAUCCAGAGUGGACAGUGUUUGAGAAGAUUUGAAAGGGCACAUAGUAAAGGUGUUACCUGUCUAAGCUUUUCCAAGGACAGCAGUCAGAUCCUCAGUGCUUCUUUUGACCAGACAAUAAGAAUUCAUGGCUUAAAAUCUGGAAAAACACUGAAGGAAUUUCGAGGCCAUUCUUCCUUUGUUAAUGAGGCAACGUUUACACAAGAUGGACAUUACAUUAUCAGUGCAUCCUCUGAUGGCACUGUGAAGAUCUGGAAUAUGAAGACCACAGAAUGUUCAAAUACCUUUAAAUCCCUGGGGAGUACUGCAGGGACAGAUAUUACAGUCAAUAGCGUAAUUCUGCUUCCUAAAAACCCAGAGCAUUUUGUUGUGUGCAACCGAUCAAACACAGUGGUCAUCAUGAACAUGCAAGGCCAGAUUGUCAGAAGCUUCAGUUCUGGUAAAAGAGAGGGUGGUGACUUUGUUUGCUGUGCCCUCUCCCCUCGUGGCGAGUGGAUCUACUGUGUUGGGGAGGACUUUGUGCUCUACUGUUUCAGCACAGUCACUGGCAAGCUGGAAAGAACUCUGACGGUUCAUGAGAAGGAUGUGAUUGGAAUUGCACACCAUCCACACCAGAACUUGAUUGCCACCUACAGUGAAGAUGGACUCCUGAAGCUCUGGAAACCCUAAGUCAGCCUUUCCAGUGCAGCCAAGAAGCAUGUACUUAAGUGGAGGGCAUGUUCAUGUAUUACUUUUACUUUUUCAUGUCUGCAUCCUAGCAUAAAACUUGUAAAUAAGGCAGUAUGACAUAUUCAGUAGCUGCAGGUUCUUUUAAAAAAGAUUUUAAUAAACUUAAACCUUUCUUUACCAUAAGUGCUCAUAAAGCGGGAGGGAGAGUCAUUGUCCUUGAUCCUCAAGUCUGGUAGUGAGUGUAAAACAGACUAAUAUGAAAAGGGCUGGUGAUACACACAAGUUUUAAUUAGCAUUUCUAAUAAAGUUUUUCUUCUAGAAAUAUCAGUAUUUCAAAUCUUUUGGUAGAAGAUUAAUGAAAACAUUAGUCACUAUCCCAGUUAAAAGCAGAUAAACUAAUGAUGCCUUUAAGAUGCUUUAAAUGGUAACUGUUUCUUAAACAGGAAUUUUCAUAAAAUUAUGUCUCAGUCAGACAAUUUGCUUAUGAAGGCAGACAUGAAAAAGUUUUUGUUCUCAUCACCCUUCUCAUUCUGAGCUCUGCUUUUUAUGUUCAGUCCUGCUCUUGUGUUCCAGUUUGAACAAGUUACAGGGUUUAUGGGAUUUGAUGUUUGGGCACCGCUCUUUUCUAUGUAGAGGAUGAUUUAAUACUGAAAAUGUACUGUUCUGAAAAAAAAACUAGAAAAGAAACUGAGAUUUAAGUCUCUUAUGUAUAUACUUUUCAGUGAACUGAAAACUGUUCUGUCAACAAAAUUCUUGAAAAUGGG